UCAAUCUUACAUAUCGCCUUCAAAGAGGCGAGCGCUGCUGCCCAGGACAUCUGUGAUAAACGGACUCGAGACAUCGUUUUUCCAGGUUUUUUCCCCGCCCAUGCGAUUACUACAUAAUAUUUCACAUAAAAGCCACUUGUUUCAUCUUAUAGGAUGAAGACAUAACAGCGAGUCUUCAUUUUAUUCUCAUUCCAGGAUAUUGCUCACUAAUCCCACACGAGAUGACGCGACUUUGGAUUACUUUUUUGCAGUUUCUAACCGGCAUUCCCCGCAGAUAAUACAGCAUCAACGUCCGAUCGGCUCCUGACGCACAAAAACGACACAUUUUGCAAUGAUUGAGUAGACGCACUCCUGCUUGCGCUCUUUGUGCAGAGCGCGCACACACAUGAGCAAUGUGACAGGAGCUCUCAUCCAAAUGUUUUAACCGGAAUUUAACAAGUGGCGACAUUCUAUGUUAUUUUUUAACUUUUCCUGAAAAGUCUGAAUGAGGAUGCACUAGAGCUGAAAGUCUGGGACGACAACCGGAAAAAAAUAUCUCGAGCGAGGGGACCUCCGCUCCACAUCCGAGUUAUGAUGAGUCCUGCAGGGGUAAUGUGGAUCCUGCUCCCGUUGUGCUGUCUGCUCCCCGGAGCCUCCAGGGCAGCCACUCUUACCGGAUUGCAAGACACCAUCAUCGGUCCAGAGGUGUUUAAAGCUGUGGCUAACUUCAGCACGUUCCUCCUGGAUCCCACGUCUGGCGUGCUUUUCCUGGGUGCCAGAGACACCAUAGUGGCAGUGGACACCAAUAAGCUGACCGAGACGCCACGCACGGUGGUUUGGGAUGUACCACAGGAGGGCAGGAACAUUUGUAUGAUGAAAGGAAAGACGGAGGAGGACUGCCGCAAUUACAUCCUCUUAUUGGAGUUCCAUUCAGAUGGACAGCACAUCUACGUGUGUGGUACCUAUGCCUUCGACCCAAAGUGUGCCUUCCUGGAGAUGUCCUCCUUCACUAUAAAAAAGGACGCUGAUGGGCAGGUCAUUAUGGAGAUGGGGAGGAAGAAGGUGCCCUUUGACCCCAGGAAGCCCUUCACAGCAGUUAUGACAGGCGGUCUCCUGUAUGCCGGCACCUCCAUCAACUUUCGCGGCACAGAAUUCGACAUCACCCGGGCAACGGGACCGGAGCAACAGCAGAUCCGGAGCGAGCAAAAAGUGUACUGGCUUGAUGAACCUGAUUUUGUGAGCUCAGCCGUCGUGGAGCUGUCGGCUGACAACAACGUAACGGGAGAGGACGACAGGAUCUAUUUCUUCUUCAACGAGGCAGCCAUGGAGUACACCUUCUAUUCCAAAGUCAGAGUACCCAGAGUGGCACGGGUGUGCAGGUCUGACGUCGGGGGGCUGAGGACGUUGCAGCAACACUGGACCACCUUCCUCAAAGCAGAGCUGGUGUGCGAGGACAAAGUCAGACAUCAACGCUACGACAUCCUGCAGGAUGUUUUCACCUUGCGACACUCAGCUGAAGAAGCCGGCAGCACGCACUUUUACGGUCUUUUCACCACGCAGUGGGAGCCGGAACAGUCCGCAGUUUGUGUUUUCAGCGUCUCUGACAUCAUCAGAGUAAUGAACGGCCCAUUUAAAAAGCGCAUUGACAAAACAGACACACCCACACCAGUGGGCUCGCCGAGGCCUGGCCAGUGCCUGAACAGCGCUCUCAAGGCCGAGGGCUUUGACUCAUCUCUGAAAAUCCCAGACAACCUGUUGGCGUACGUGAGAAAUCACCCGCUCAUGCAGCAAAGUGUCAACGCGGCGCCCCUGCUGGUCAGGAAGGGAGUCAAGUACACCAAACUGGCCGUCACGCUCACGGACCAAAGAGGAGAGGGACAACGAGGAGCAAUUCUGCACCUUGGAACAGACUAUGGCGAGCUCCACCAGGUGGCAGUAAUGGGCGAGAAUGCCACCUUACUGCGGGAAAUUCCUUUAUUUGACGCAACAGAGCCCAUCAACAAUAUUUUCCUGCACCAAGGCUGGGCUCUGGUGGGCAGCCCCCGGUCUCUUGCCCGCAUCAGGUCUGAAGAGUGCACGGUCUAUUUUAGUUGCGCAUUGUGUGCCAGAGUCCGAGAACUGGGCUGUGAAUGGGACGCAAGGAAGGGAACCUGCUUGUCCUCGAUGGUGCCGCCUGGUAGUGGUGAUGUCAUAGAAGACGCCUUGAGGAGAUGUGAUGCCCAGGAAGAACGUUGUUCCCCACCCAUCAAGGAACUGCGCGUUUCCCUGGGUCUACAUCUCCGGUUGCCAUGCGCCCAGCUGUCCCCCAGACCAUGUAGCUGGGAGUACCCCCCGCACAGUCUCACCAAGCAGCGUUACCCCGACCUCGAGGUGACCGUCACCACGGACGGUCUGGGAAGUUACGUCUGCAUAUGCCAGGAGGGACAGAUCCAUGACCCCGCCCCCUGCCGUAGAGCAGCCUAUCAGCUGACGCUGGAGGACCCGAGCACCGCAGGAGCCGUGGGUGGAUGCACACGCCACGUUGUCGCCUUCUACGUCCUCUUCUUCUUCGGGGGUUUAAUAUUCGGAGUGAUACUCUUCCACUUUGUGAAACGUCGCCACUCAAGUAACACAUGCGACCACCCGCCGCCGGGGAAGUCUGCCGCCCCACAGACGCCGUGCAACACCAGCCUCCUCCAUGAGGGAUUCCGACUGACUGAAAAACGUAACGGGAUAGCGGCCACCACGACAGGCAAUGGCAGUCACCAUGGAAACAGUAUUAGCGGCACAACAACCGGCAACAAAGCUAUAAACGGGAGCGGAAACGCUUUGUACGCCAAUUACAACAUUUUAUCAGUAGAUGUCCUCGACGGACGGACUGCCAGAAGAGAGAUAGGAGAGAGGGACGCUCAAAUGGAUGAGGACCUCGGGGACGGGAUAGCGGGACUAGAGGAGGAGCUCGCCAGCUUUCCCAUGUUUAAAUCUUCAGCACCACUCGCACCAUGUGAAGAAAGCUCAAUUUGACGUCAGCAUCUUCAUCACUCCGGAAGCCACGAGGAGCAGAAAUGGCGCCGACAGUGUCUGCCUUUUAAUAAUGUCAUGGAAAGACACCAAAGAGAUAUGACAUAUGUUACGGUUUCUCUAAUCAUAAGACACCAGAGAAACAUGGAGAGAUGCUACACUGUACGUCACAACGGUGAUGUUGAAGCAAACAUGGCCGUGACCCUCAUGUGCAAUCGGGAGCAUUUAGAAGAAGGAAGGACAGAGAAAAGCCAACCGUCUAUUCUAAUUACGCUCUCACUCUUUUUCCUCCAAAGAGCACUGAAAAACAGAACUUUGACAUUCAACACCGUUGUCUCAAUCCCAAAAGGCACCAAAGGACUGCUGAGCCGUGGACUGAGUGGUUUGUUCUUUGCUGCAGCUGAGGAUGUUGGAGUUUGUCACCAGUGUGGAAGAGGAAAAGAAUCCACCUACCCUUGUUCCCUUUAUGUUGUAUUGUCUUUUUUUCUAAUAAAAAUACUAAAACAUU
Molecule: messenger RNA, 3487 nt
Organism: Doryrhamphus excisus (bluestripe pipefish)
Lineage: Eukaryota; Metazoa; Chordata; Actinopteri; Syngnathiformes; Syngnathidae
Gene: sema4f
Product: sema domain, immunoglobulin domain (Ig), transmembrane domain (TM) and short cytoplasmic domain, (semaphorin) 4F
Biological process (GO): semaphorin-plexin signaling pathway; axon guidance; neural crest cell migration
Cellular component (GO): plasma membrane
Molecular function (GO): semaphorin receptor binding; chemorepellent activity
Source: RefSeq, a predicted model, not a curated record